Pyricularia pennisetigena is the source of this 2841-nucleotide messenger RNA. RefSeq lists its product as uncharacterized. The coding region runs from base 1 to 2841 and encodes 946 amino acids. The transcript has 2 exons. Gene Ontology annotation, molecular function: protein binding. The record is from RefSeq and is a predicted model, not a curated record. NCBI's taxonomy places the organism in Eukaryota, Fungi, Ascomycota, Sordariomycetes, Magnaporthales, Pyriculariaceae.
AUGCCCAAUUCAUUCUGGGAUCUUCCAAAUGACAUUCUGCUGUCAAUCUUCGAUCAGCUUGAUACUCGCGACAAGGCAGCGCUUGUCGCCAUCAAUUCCAAAUAUCUAGGUCUCCUCGAAAGGCCACUCUACCGCCACAAUGUUCGCCAUGAGGACGCAAGUGCGAUGAUGUGGGCUGCGCGGCGAGGUAGGCUUGACACCCUUCAAAAGGUCUACGCUGCCGGAGCAGAGCUUAACGACCGCACGUCUUCUUAUGAUCUGGACCGGAACCUGGCGAGGCUGUCCCCGUCGCUCAACAGAGGAGAUGUCGAGUUUACCGCGUUGCACCUGGCCGCGCGCGCAGGCCAGGACCGCGUGGUUCACUGGCUGCUUGACAAUGGAGCGAGGAUUAAUGCCCCGGCCUUGGGACUUUGUCGCUGCGAUAUGCUUCUUGAGGAUUUUGAGGUCGACGCUACUGGCCACAGCCAUUCUGAAGAUGUCUGCUUUUCCAAGACGCCGGUGACGCCUUUACACCUGUCGAUAUGCUUCGGAAGAGACUCUACUGCCGAGAUUCUUCUCCGUCGCGGCGCCUCACCAUUUCCUCCACUGCACACCGACGAGGAUGUUCCCGCCCUGACCGCCUUUCACACUGCUGCCUUCAAAGGUCGACUUGAUACACUUCAGUACCUUGCGAAGACGCGGCCGGACCUAAUACACACGACGGACAGUUUUGGGCGUAACGCACUGCAAUAUGCCAGCCUCAACACUGCUGAUCAGCGGGUCGUUCAGGUCCUUGUCGACCUCCAACUUGACCCGCCUGACGAAGAAGACGAGUGUCUGCCGCCCCUGGAGUGUGCUGUCUGGAACCACAACUUCGAAGCAGCAAAUGCGCUUCUCGAUGCCGGUGUGACCAUACACACCCAAGGCACACGAUUCACCGCUUUACACAUGGCUUGCAUCGGUCGCACUCAUUCCCAUCUUUCCCGAGGCAUGAAUGGUGACGCAUGGGAGCAGUCCCGCCAAGAACUGCUUCAGAGGCUCGUUCAGCUUCCAGAAGCUGAUCUUGAAAUGGAACGGAGUGAAGAUUAUUACCCGGAGCCGUAUGAGGGCCGCACACCUCUGAGUUUGGCCUUGACCCAACCGAUUCGGAAUGUCGAGAUCCUUCUAGAGGCCGGUGCUAGGCCGGAGCCGGACACGCUACAAUACUUACUUGAGCCCAUAGGAGACGAUGACGAACUUGAUCAGAAAGUUGUGAUGCUGCUGAAGCAUGGACUGCCUCUGGAAGGCAUCUACGACGACAAUGAGGAAUUUGUGACUGUUUUUCACAAGAUUGUUGAUGACCACCUUUCGGCACUAUAUCCCAUGCUUUUAGAUUUAGUCCUGGACAACAUAGGGCCGGCAAAUGCUUCCGAGGCAUUUCUUCGCCAUAUGUCAGACCGCUUAUUCAUGAGGGCAGCCCGGUAUCCUUGCCAUUUUGACUACGGAGCUCUGGCAAGAUGCGCCAAACUCAGCAGAAGGGGCUAUGGUCCUGUCUCACUUCCUUCUUCGGAGCUUAGCCAGCUUCUGCGGCUGAUCAUCCGUAACGACAACGUGCGAGCGUUCAGCCAGCUGCUGGAGAUUGCGCCUCACAUUCUGGAGAACGAUAAGCUCCUCCGCAAUGUCUUGUCCACAUCACCCGAAAGCGAUGGAAUAAGUGCGCCCGGUCAAAUACCGUUGAAGCUUCUCGGUAUGCGGAACUGGGAUCUUUCGCCCAAAAGGCCACACUUGGUCAUGGCUGUGAAGCGUGGCUUCAGAGCAGUUGUCAAAGAAAUGCUUGCGAGAGGUGCAAACCCUCAAGUAGCUGAUCUGAACGGUGAUGUUCCCAUUGAAACCAUCAUUUCUUGUCCUCCGCAUGCAAGAAUGUCUGUGUUGGAGUGUCUGGUCGAAGCAGGAGCCGACAUAUUUUGGCGUGUCAGAGGGAUAGACGGCCAUGACAAAGCCUCUUUUGCCAACUGCAUGGUGAUAAGCUACCGGGACGUAUACCUAAACAAUAUCGGGCUGAGAACCCCAAUCACAGUUCUCGAUAGGGCCCUCACUCAAUAUUGGGAUCUCACGGACGUUGUGAAGCAUCUCAAACUCCAAUCCGUCCCACCGGCGUACCUCUUCAGGUUUAUUUGGACAUGCGUCGCUCUUUGCAUCGUCUGGCCAGACCGCAGCCAGCCGAUACUCAAACUCUUCGCAUACUGGGCGACGCUCGAUCGAGAAUCUCGAGACACGUCCGAGACGCAAUUCCUUCACGUUCUCUGCGGGCUCUGGGAGUGGAUAUCCAAGGACAACAUGCUGAACGUGCUACAUAAAACAGCCGUCGAGGUCAUCUGGAUUGUCAGAUAUGGCCUGAACCGGUCCAUGGUAAAGCGUGCACCGCCGUUCGACCAGCUGUGGAUGCAGAUUGCCGAUUGGAUGAUGGCCAAGAAGCGAAGUGGCGGUCGCAACUACCGCCUCGCGCACCUCAUGAGGGACUACUUCGUGAUCGAGACGGUUGACGGGCCGUCGGGCCCCAGAAAAGUGAUCGUGUCCCUUUCGUCUGGCCAAGUGGAUCGCAACAAGAUAGCCGACUCUCAAACGCGCAAUCGAGUGGUCAGAGAUGCACCAGGUCCCGGUACACUCAGGGAUCUGAGGCCUCGGGGGGAAAAGGCAAAGAUUGAGACAAACACGCCGCCACCGCAAGGAAAGUCCAGAGUGGAAUGCAUCUUUGUCGAUGAGACUCUGUGGCGCCACGAGAACAAACAUGCUCUUGUUCCAUUCUUGUCACGCUUUGAGACGCAAGCAAAACUGCAAAGAGAGAGGCAUGGUAAAUUCAACCAGAGAGGGGCCCCGGUCUAA